Messenger RNA from Phoenix dactylifera (date palm), 2794 nucleotides. The record is from RefSeq and is a predicted model, not a curated record. Lineage: Eukaryota; Viridiplantae; Streptophyta; Magnoliopsida; Arecales; Arecaceae.
UCCUUUCUUUCCUCCAAGGUUAACUGCGCGCUCGACUUUUCCCUUCUCACCUCCGCUCCCAAUAAAAACUCUACCAGGCAAGGAUAAAAAAGACUCAGGAGGGAGAGAUAACUUCGUCUUCUCCAUUGCUUUGGAUUCUCUCCGCAGCCUUCUCUCCAUGACUGUCUUCCUUCCUCUCCCCUGCUCCUAAUAAAAACUCCGUCAAAAGAGAGAGAAGACACGAGAACCAGAGAGAGAGAGAGCGAGCUUCUUGUCCUUCUCCAUGGGUUUGGCUUCUUUCAAGUGCCUUCUCCUUUUCCUACUCUCUCUUCUUCUCCACCCAGAGACUAUCUGGGGAAAUGCAGAGCUGAGAGCGCUCAUGGAGGUGAAAGCGGCGUUGGACCCGGGGGGGCGGAUCCUGAGUACAUGGACGAGCGACGGGGACCCGUGCGGGGGAAGCUUCGAGGGCGUGGCGUGCAACGAGAACGGGAAGGUGGCCAACAUCUCGCUCCAGGGGAAGGGCCUCGCCGGCUCCAUCUCGCCGGCGGUGGCGGAGCUCCGGUACCUCUCUGGACUAUACCUCCACUACAAUGCGCUCUCCGGGAAGAUACCCAGAGAGAUCGCUAACCUGAACGAGCUCAGCGACCUCUACCUCGACGUUAACAACCUCUCCGGCGUUAUUCCGGAAGAAAUCGGCAACGUGGCCAGUCUCCAAGUUCUGCAGCUUUGUUGUAACCAGUUGUCUGGGAGUAUACCCACCCAACUGGGGCUUUUGAAGAAGAUUAAUGUUCUUGCCCUGCAGUCGAAUCACUUAACUGGUGCAAUCCCUGCAAGCUUAGGGGAUUUAACUCAGUUGAUGCGAUUGGAUUUAAGCUUUAACCAGCUUUUUGGUUCAAUCCCUGUUAAGCUAGCUCAACUCUCCCAGUUGGUAGUGUUAGAUGUUAGGAACAAUUCACUAUCUGGCAGUGUUCCUUCUGAUUUGAAAAGAUUGGCUGAUGGAUUUCAGUAUGGGAAUAAUGCUGAUCUUUGUGGAAAUGGAUUCCCUUCUCUGAGAGUUUGCACUUCUUCUGAUCUCUUCAAUCCCAAUAGGCCUGGUGCUGGUAUAUUACCGCAGGAGAAUCCAUAUUCGGCUAAUCUCAACGUGCACUGCAACAAUACCCACUGCUCCAACUCUUCAAAAUCAGCUGUAGCAAUUGUUGUUGCCAUUGCUGCAGUUGUGUUUGGAGGAACAAUUUCAGGCCUUUUGGCCUUUUCCUGGUAUCGACGCAGGAAGCAAAAGAUUGGCAGUCCAUCGGAGGUCUCAGAUAGAAGGCUUAGCGCCGAUCAGACCAAGGACUUUUACCAAAGGAGUGUUUCUCCCCUCAUCAGCCUUGAGUACUCUAAUGGGUGGGAUCCUUUGGCUGAUGGGAGGAGCAGCGUUGGGUUCUCUCAGGAAGUUUUACAGAGCUUUAGAUUCAAUCUAGAGGAGGUGGAGUCUGCGACUCAAUACUUCUCGGAUGUUAACUUUCUUGGAAAAAAGAGCAGCUUUGCUGCAACUUAUAAAGGGAUCCUGCGAGAUGGGACCAUGGUUGCAGUGAAGAGAAUCAACAAGACAAGCUGUAAAUCGGAAGAGGCUGAGUUCCUUAAGGGGUUAAAGAUACUGACUUUGCUGAGACAUGAGAAUCUUGUUGGGCUGAGGGGAUUUUGCUGUUCGACAGGAAGGGGAGAAUGCUUCCUUGUUUACAAUUUUGUUGCUAAUGGAAGCUUGUCACGGUAUCUGGAUGUGAAGGGCGAUGAAAAUGGCCGAAUUCUAGAUUGGCCCGCAAGAGUUUCUAUCAUCAAAGGCAUUGCCAAAGGCAUUGAGUAUUUGCACAGCAACAAGACAAACAAGCCCUCUCUGGUUCACCAAAGCAUAUCGGCGGAGAAAGUCCUUAUCGACUAUCAUUUUAAUCCUUUGCUCUCUGGCUCCGGCCUGUACAAGCUUUUGGCCGAUGAUGUUGUCUUUUCGACCCUCAAAGCCAGUGCUGCCAUGGGUUACUUGGCCCCUGAAUACACUACUGUUGGCCGGCUUACCGAGAAGAGUGAUGUGUAUGCCUUUGGCAUCAUUGUGUUUCAGAUUUUAACAGGGAAGAGGACCACUCACUUACGGCUGGGAGCCGAGUCUGGAAAUCUUGAAGACCUUAUUGAUGAGAAUCUAAAUGGCAACUUCUCCAAGCCAGAGGCAGCUAAAUUGGCAAGCAUUGCUUUACUUUGCACGAGUGAAGCUCCAAACCAGAGGCCAACAAUGGAGGCCAUCCUUCAAGAGUUGAAUAGCAGCUGCUGAAAGUGGCUUGUUCCUGUCGAAUUUUCUUAACAAAGAAUCCAAAGUCCUUGGCUGAAGAGAAAGGGAAAUGUGUUGCUGAUGCAGAACCAUUUGGCUGUCCUUUACAUAGGAUUUGGAUCUUGUAAUGUGUUUUAUGUCUGACUGGGCUUAUUUACCCUUGUAGGGGGUAAGAGCAUGUGAUCUCUUUAUGGCUCUUGAGACAAUUAGAGAGGAAACAGAUGAAACCAGCUGGUGUAACUUUUUCUUUUCUUUGAUCCUUGUGCGUCAGAAUAAUGUCCAAAUUCCAUAUUGUGUAGAUUGUGAGAUGAUUCCAUGCAGAAAGAGCCAAGCGCUUUGGGCAACAUGUGAUUCCCAUAUGGAUGCAUGUCUUUUGUUGUGGCCUACUUUCCCAAGUGUGGCCACAGGCAAAUGACAACUAAUGUCUGUGGUCAUUCUGCUCCUCGGAAUGGGACCAUUCUGGAUGAUGGGCGUUCGGCAAAAACUCAUAAAUAUUAAAUUUUGUUGCUUCCUUCU